AUGAGUACUCCAAUGGAAGUGGGUUUCCUAAAGCAGAAGGAAUCCAAAGAGUCUUUGGAAAGCAAUGAAAACUACAGAAUGGGAAUUGUAAAGUUACUGUUCAUUCCAACUGUAUCGCAUCCUGAUAUUGCAGGAGCAGUUGGAAUAUUGUGUAGGAAAAUGAAUUCACUGACAAAGGAGGCCUGGAUUGCACUUAAAAUAAUUGCACAGUAUUUAAAGGGCACAGCAGAUCUGGAAUUAGUACUGCCAGCAUGUGAGCAAUCCAAGUUAGUAGGAUACAUGGAUGCCAACUGGGCUGAAGAUAAUGAUGACAGAAAGUCAACUAGUGGCAAUGUAUUUUUCUAUGGAGGAGAAGCAAACUCGUGGUUAGGCACUCCCUACUGA
Molecule: messenger RNA, 384 nt
Organism: Hemicordylus capensis (graceful crag lizard)
Lineage: Eukaryota; Metazoa; Chordata; Lepidosauria; Squamata; Cordylidae
Exons: 1
Coding region: 1-384 (127 amino acids)
Source: RefSeq, a predicted model, not a curated record